GUAUUUAGUUACGAAAUGUUAGCAAGAACUCCCAAAUGCAAACUCAGCAACGACAACAACUACUAUUUUUUCGGCUUUUUCCUAACGGCGACUACUAGUAAUACUGGUGAAUGGAUAGUACGGUCACACGAAUACCUAAAAAGUGAGCGUUAUUAUGUUAAUGAAGGCUCGUUUAUUCCACAUAACUUGACUUAUUGGCUCUCGUUAGCUGUGUGCAGGUGUGGACUAAUGCGUUAGCCAGUGAGUGUUCUGUAUAUUUACUUAUUUAUUUAUAUAGCAUUUAUAAAUCUUAUUAGACUAUUAUAAUAUGUAUUUACAUUUUCUGUAAAAGGUGAGCACUUUUCUACACAUGAUUCUGUAUUUCGAGCAGAUCGGCUCGGAGAGAGGCUGGGUUGACGACAGCAACCUCCACACCUGACCGCCUCCAUCACAUCCGUGCACGGUGGCGCUUCCUUAGCAGCACGGCGCCACUCGCCUGGGCACGGGCUGAGCACCCGUGAAUGCGGAGCAUCUGUUUUUAUAAUUGCCGAGAGCUCUUUGUUUCCUGAAAGGAAAAGAGAAAAACAACCGGAGGAUCGAUGCCGCGUCGCCGCCACUCAAGCACCAAAAAUGGACCACAUCCAACCGCUGAUUGUUGUAUUUCACGCACGACGACCAAUCUUUUUCUUCAAAUGACACCCUCAACCGACCAAAACAAACAGAUGGUCCUACAAACAUCCAGCAGACUGAGUGUGCCAAAGUGACGUUUCAAUAACACAAUCACACAUACAAACACACCGGCACACACACACACGCACACACGCACGCACACAGGCUAUGGCUCUGGAGAAUUCCAUCCUCCCGCCUCGCCCAGACUCCCUCUCACUUCCCGUGGAGGACAAGCCGGAAGGGGAGGAGGCAGCAGUCGAAGCCCCUACGCCCGCUGGGGUCUUCAACCUGUCUGAGGAGCUGGGCCAUGUGGUCACCACUGAGGCGGCACCAUCCCCUCCCACAUCGACUAAGGUCAACCGGUCAUUCCAAUCCAAGAUGGCCGAGCGGGAAGCCAAAGCCAAUCAGACCAGGAAGAAAACCCAGGGGGCGGAGAAGGAGAGGGGGAGAUUUGGGUGGGCUCGCGCCCGCCGCAAGAGGCAGCGCUACGUGGAGAAGAACGGCCGCUGCAAUGUGCAGCAUGGCAACAUGCGCGAGACAUACCGCUACCUGACGGACAUCUUCACUACACUGGUGGACCUCAAUUGGCGGUGCUCGCUCUUUGUGUUCGUCAUGGCGUACGCCGUCACAUGGCUCUUCUUCGGCGCCAUCUGGUACCUGAUAGCAUACUGCAGGGGUGACCUGGACCACCUGGAGGACGAGACGUGGACGCCAUGUGUCAACAACGUCAACGGUUUCAUCUCAGCGUUCCUCUUCUCCAUCGAGACAGAGACCACCAUCGGCUAUGGCCACCGUGUCAUCACCGACCAGUGUCCUGUGGGCACCAUGUUGCUGCUGCUGCAGGCCAUACUGGGCUCCAUGGUCAACGCCUUCAUGGUGGGCUGCAUGUUUGUGAAGAUCUCGCAGCCCAACAAGCGGGCUGAGACGCUGGUGUUCUCCAAACACGCCGUCAUCUCACUGCGGGACGACAAGUUGUGCCUGAUGUUCCGGGUGGGUGACCUGCGCAGCUCUCACAUUGUGGGGGCCAACAUGAGGGCCAAGCUCAUCAAGUCCAAGCAGACGCAGGAGGGCGAGUUCAUCCCCCUGGACCAGACAGACAUCAGCGUGGGCUUUGAGACGGGCGACGACCGCCUCUUCCUGGUGUCGCCGCUGGUGAUUUCACAUGAGAUUGACGUCUGCUCGCCCUUCUGGGACAUGUCGCAGGCUCAGCUGGAGAAGGAGGACUUUGAGAUCGUGGUCAUCUUGGAGGGCAUGGUGGAGGCCACAGGCAUGACCUGCCAGGCCAGGAGUUCCUACCUGGCCGAGGAGGUGAUGUGGGGGCACCGCUUCAGCCCCAUGAUGUCGCUGGCUGAGGGCUUCUUCGACAUCGACUACGGCGCUUUCCAUCACACCUUUGAGGUGGACACGCCCUCCUGCUCUGCACGUGAGCUCUCACUGGUCGCCGCCAGGCUGGACGCCCACCUUUACUGGUCCAUCUCCAGUAGGCUGGACGAGGAGCCCACCCUGCCCCAGCAGGGGUCUAAACCGGAGGAGAGCGGCCCUGCCAACGGCAAAGGCGGGGCACCCACCUUCAUCGUCGGUGAGAUGACCGACGUCGGCGUGGCGCCGCCGGGUUUGGGCGAGCUGAACGGCAGCGUGUCCACCGACCAAUUGCCGUGCAAGGCUUAGAGGACCAAGACUCAUGUGACCACGAGAAGACGUUUCAUUUCUCUUUUGACUCCUUCACUUCUAGAUUGUUCCGAGUACACGUGGAUUUGUGGUGUUAUUUCCAACCACUCCUGCCUCCAUCAAGUUUGAUUGAGGCUCAAUGUUAAAUAGAUAUGGAGUCACAUUUUUCACAUUUCAUUAGUAUAUAUUUGAAACACCAUAGCACGGUAGAACUAUGGCCACGUUUCACACUGCAAGUUAAUUCCGAUUUUUUUACUCAUGUGACCUGCAUCUAAUUUUUUCAUGUCAAUGUGAACAGUACGAUUACGAUUUUCUUACAAUGCAACUCAGGCCUCGUUCAUAUGUAGAUAUAAAUCCGAUAUGUGUGUGUUCUACUGCAGCCUGAACGGUCACGUUGCAUAUAUCCGACCGAUACGUCAUCGGAAGGUGUGUUUUGCCGUGCGGGACUUUUUAAAAUGUACUCACAUAUGUGGGCAAAAGUUUUUAUUGUCAUCCGAAAAUCAUGUUUGAAAAGUGUCUCGCAAUCGACUCGCAUCAAUGCUGCUCGGAACAGAUAUCAGAGCAAGUUCUCCAUGCACUGCCAUAUCCAAAAGUCUUGCCCUCUUUCUUAAUCUCCUACGUGAAAUUAUUUGAUUAACAAAAUGUUGACUUCCGUUGAACAAAAUCCUUGAAAUUGCCCCAAACAUGCCAUGGAGAGCACAAACUGGGGCAAUGUUUACUUCCGUAAACACAUCAAUGAGUGUGACAUCAAGUUUUGCGUAUGUGUGUCAUCGCAUUGACGUUUACAAGGCAAAUUUUUUUUUGGUAAGGCUUAUGACCACAUAAAAAAUUGUUUUUUUAAAAAAAUCUGAGUUGGUCAUCAUACCCUGCAGUGUGACCGUAGCCUAGACCCAUACAGUAUGUCUUCAUAAGGACUAGCGUGGGCUUUUCCUGGCCUCCUGCCCACUUGGGGCGCUGUUUGUUCGUGACAUUCCUAAUACAGUAGAGCAGGGGUGUCCAAAGUGCAGCCCCGGGACCAUUUGCAGAACCCAUCACAUUAAAAAAAAUAUAUAUUUUAACAAGAACACGAAUAACAAAAACAUCAGCAAUAAUUUUACAAGAAUAAUGUGAACAUAUGAAGAGCAAAAAGUUGUAUUCUAACAAGAAAAAGUCGUAAUUGUAAGAGAAUAACAUCGUAAUAUUAUGAUGAAAAAUUCAGUCAUUUUAGUUUCAUAAAGUUGAAAGAUUAAAGAAAAAAAACAUUAUUUUUAAAAAAUUCGUAACAUCAUGAGAAACAAACAAAACAAAAAAGUUGUAAUUUGGGGGAAAUUAAGUUGCAGAAAAAGUUAUAACGUUUUAAGAUAUAAAGUCAAGAAUAAAGUCAAAAUACCAUGGGAAUAAAGUCAUAAUUGCGAGAAUAAAAAAAUGACAAUGAGAAAUUGAAAUAGUUGGAAAAUUAAAGGCAGAAAUUGAAAAAACAAGUGUAAUUUUACGAGAAUAAACUUGUAUCAUGAAACAAAAUAAUGUAAUUUUAGUAGCAUAGAGUUGAAAUAUUAAAAUUGUGAAAGUCGUAAUUAUGAGAAACAAAAUAAAGUUGUCAUUUUUGUAAAAUUAGGUUGGGGAAAAAGUUAUAACAUUAGAGAAAUUAAGUCAUAAUACUCUGAAAAGAAAAUGUAUGAAGAUUAAUUAAGAAGAAAAAUGAAAUAUUGGAAAAAUCUGAAAAAAGCAGCAAAAAUGGGAAAAAAAGAGCCAUGACCAAAGUUCAUACUAAUACGCUUUUUCACCAAUAUAACAAAGCCGAGAUGCAGUUUUUUCUUGAAAUAUAUAUAACUUCUUAGCAUAUCUACAUGUGUUGCUUAACAAAAUAUCAAAGUGGCCCUUGCAUCCUUUCAUUUUUCACUAUGUGCCCUUAGCUGGAAAAAGUUUGGACACCCCUGCAAUAGAGGCAGGUGAACACACGGGGUGUCUGUGUUGUCAUAUAUAUAUAUAUAUAUAUAUAUAUAUAUAUAUAUAUAUAUGUAUACACACACACACACACACACACACAGUAUAUGUAUAGUGCAGGGAUGAUGUUUGUUUUAGCGUAGUUAUUACAGAGAUUAAAAGCAAAAGAAAGCUGACUUCCUGGUUCCUACUGCCGUGUAUAAAUGUGGUUGUUUUUACUAGAUUCUUUUACUAACAAUAAUCUAACACGUCAAAUAGAAUAAAGUAUAUUCCAGAAUAACUGUCUCCUAAAUUUUGGAUCUUCAUCUUCUUCAAGGCCCUCUCCUCAUCAUAGUGAUGAUGUAGUCUCAUUAGGGAUGCUGGACUGGAUGUGAGUGCCACAAGAAGUCAGCAAAUUGGGUUACUAGGCAGAAUCACAGCUGGUAAAAAAAAAAGAAGUUUUUUUUUUUUACAUGUGUCUGUCGCUAGAGGGAGACAAAGUUGCAAAACGCUGGAAACUGUUCCUGCCUGUCAACGCAGCCUUAUUGGUGGUGUUUUAUGAUGAUGGGGUCCCCAUCAGCUGUCUCCAAGGCAACCAGGGCUGGGGACAAGGGAGAGAGCAGCAUGUGUGAGUGUGUGCUUUGAAGUGGGCCGUCAAAAGUGAUCAUGGAGUAAGGGUCAUGAAGAAGUAAUGUUUCAUAUAUACUAUAUGUAUUUGUAUUUUUUUGUUUUGCAAAGACUGCGAAGUGGCGACAAUAUACUGCAGUGACCUUCACAUAAAAAGUGACCUUGACACCAACAUGGAGCCAUGGAGGAGUGACAUUUUUUUUUCAAACCUACAUUAAAUCUCACACAGUAGCAAUCAUCUGUGACAAAACGAGUCCCAAAAUAGGACACAAGGAGGCAAAGCCAAUUCUCUGCAAGGUGCUACGGGGUGCAGUGACCAAAACAGAAUCAACCUUUGUCACAUGCAAAGUUCCGUACGUUUUUUGCAGGUUUAAUUAUGAUGGCAAUCGGCGCCCACUGAGCCACAAUCAAUGUUUCCCAGCAUACAUGCAGGAUGUUGUGGUCUGGGUCGAGCUAAUUUUGAAUCUAGUAGCUGAGUGCAUCAUCUUCUUUGCAAACUCAGUGGAACAAGGGAAGCUGAAUGCGGCUCAAGUCGUGCAAUUUGGAGUCCAACUAAACAUUUUGCCACCAAGUUGUACAAAACCCGGGAGGAAGCGCUGCCACACUAUUGUAAAGUGCAUUUUUCGCAGGACUUCAACUCAGUGAGCAUGUGAACGAUUAACCCACAAGUGUGUGCCAUGGGUUAUUGUCUCCCUGGGAAAACGAGUUGUAGCGCACACGUUCCAUUUUAUCGUAUGUAUGAAUAUGAGUAUGAAAUGACUCAGAAUAUUUACUGAUCAUUGUUUUACACCAGGGUGGGCAAGAGAAGAAAGAUGGCAACAACCUUAG
Messenger RNA from Dunckerocampus dactyliophorus (ringed pipefish), 5673 nucleotides. RefSeq names its product potassium inwardly rectifying channel subfamily J member 9 (gene kcnj9). NCBI's taxonomy places the organism in Eukaryota, Metazoa, Chordata, Actinopteri, Syngnathiformes, Syngnathidae. Gene Ontology annotation, biological process: regulation of monoatomic ion transmembrane transport; potassium ion import across plasma membrane. The record is from RefSeq and is a predicted model, not a curated record. Gene Ontology annotation, cellular component: plasma membrane. The transcript is spliced from 8 exons. Gene Ontology annotation, molecular function: G-protein activated inward rectifier potassium channel activity. The coding region runs from base 817 to 2316 and encodes 499 amino acids.